UUCUUUUCCUAUUUCUUUUCUUCCUUCUUAAAUAUAUGGUAUUUCCUUCACAAAAUUUUUUUUUCUUUAUUUUUCCUCUAUUAAUAUUGGACCAGUCACCUUGUCGUCCUUCCUUCUCUCUUCGCUCUUUUAACCACAGAAACAUUGUAACUCCGGAUAGAAACAAGGAAUGAAUGGCCCUGGAAGCCUUGAGCCAGCAGAUUCUGAUGAGUUUGUUGAAGUUGAUCCUACUGGAAGAUAUGGAAGAUACAAUGAAAUUCUUGGCAAAGGAGCUUCAAAGACAGUUUAUAAAGCCUUUGAUGAGUAUGAAGGAAUUGAGGUGGCAUGGAAUCAAGUAAAGCUCUAUGAUUUUCUCCAAAGUCCUGAGGAUCUUGAGAGGCUUUACUGUGAAAUUCACCUACUCAAGACCUUAAAGCAUGAGAACAUCAUGAAAUUCUACACUUCUUGGGUUGAUGCAGCUAACAGGAACAUCAACUUUGUCACUGAGAUGUUCACCUCUGGUACUCUCAGACAGUAUAGGCUAAAACACAGAAGAGUAAAUAUUACGGCUGUGAAACAUUGGUGUAGGCAGAUAUUGAAGGGGCUUCACUAUCUCCAUAGCCAUAACCCCCCGGUAAUCCACAGAGAUCUCAAGUGUGACAACAUUUUUGUUAAUGGCAACCAAGGAGAAGUCAAGAUUGGUGAUCUUGGCCUAGCUGCAAUCCUUAAGAAAUCCUAUGCUGCUCGUUGCGUUGGAACGCCAGAGUUCAUGGCUCCGGAGGUGUAUAAAGAGGAAUACAAUGAAUUAGUUGACAUAUAUUCAUUUGGGAUGUGUGUGUUGGAGAUGGUUACCUUCGAAUUUCCAUAUAGUGAAUGCAACCACCCUGCUCAGAUAUACAAGAAAGUUAUAUCUGGGAAAAAACCAGAUGCUCUAUACAAAGUAAAGGACCCUGAGGUGCGACAGUUUGUUGAGAAAUGUCUAGCAACCGUGUCGAGUAGACUUUCUGCCAGAGAGCUUUUGAAUGACCCUUUUCUCCAAAUUGAUGAUUAUGGAUAUGAUUUGAGGUCAUUAGACUACCACUGUGAUUCGAAUGAAACGGAAACUCUCGUAAGACAACCUUUCUAUGGAAUUAAUCACACUAACAACUCUUUGACUAAGGAUUAUGCCCAUUAUAUUGGUUAUGAUCCUGAGAAAGAGCUAGAAUACCAUAAAUUUGAGUAUGAACCAAGUGAAAUUGAUCUCUUCUCUUGUCAAGAGGAUGAGCAUUUAGAAAAUAUGGACAUCACAAUCAAAGGUAGGAGGAAAGAGGAUGAUGGCAUCUUCUUAAGGCUUAGAAUUGCAGAUGAAGAAGGUCGCAUUCGAAAUAUCUACUUCCCAUUUGACAUUGAGACUGACACUGCUCUGAGUGUUGCAGCUGAAAUGGUUUCUGAGCUUGAUAUCACUGGCCAAGAUGUGUUGAAGAUAGCAGAUAUGAUUGAUAGUGAAAUACCAAGCUUGGUGCCUGAAUGGAAGAGGGGACAGGGGAAAGUGGAAAGUCCGCAGGGUACAGAUGCAACUUUCUGUCACAAUUGCUCUUCAUACGGUCACCUGUUGGAUUACAUGUCAUCACAUAGUCCAGGAGCAAAGAGCUUGCAAGUUCUUCAGUGUACUAAGCAAGGAUGUGCCAAUGCACACGGCCGAUUUGAGGAGAUCACAUACCAAGUUGAAGGACUAGAAAAAUGUUCCAGCACUGACUGUGCAGCAGGUGGAUCAAACCAAUCCAAUGGCAUAAGUUAUACUGAUAUCUGGGCUCAGCGAGAUGCACCAGAAUUAACUUCACAAGGAUCAAGAGAGAUUCACUGUGAUGAUGAAGGACAUGAUGCAGUGGACCAAUCAAUUUUUGAAAAGGAAGAGAGAAUCAUAAACAUGGAUAGUCUCUGUGAAUCCAAAACAAGAAAUUGUGUCUCUUCAAGCCUUUCGGCUGAUUGUGCUCGCUGGGAUGAUUAUGAAAAUGAAAUUAGGCAAGAACUGAGGUGGCUUAAAGCAAAAUAUCAGAUGCAGUUAAGAGAGCUUAGAGGCCAACAGUUGAGUGUGGAUCAAAAAAAAGAUAGCGAAGUGCCUUUGCCUUCAAUUUUGCCUAAAGUAAAGACAGAGAAAUAUAAACCCUCCCUGAAAUCUCUUCCAUCUGGGAAGCAUUUAAGUUCAACCUUCCUUACUGAUACUGAGAAGAGAUGCACCAAUUCAGAAUACCAACUAGUCCAAAAUUUUGAGGCAAUCAAAAGGGGAUACAGUCCUGAGCAAAUUGUCACUGCUAAGAGUUUCUAUACUGGAGAUUUGCUUCCAUGUUCUCUCCACAGAGCAACCUCCCUGCCAGUUGAUGCUCUUGAUGUUUAAUAACAGCACAGUUUUCUACUGACUUCAUCAAGUGUGCACUACACCCACAUAUUAAUCAAUAUCAAGGAUGCUUCUCUCUAUUGAUAAGGUAAAAAAAGUGGCGAGGAAAUUAGCUGUACAAGCAGAGAUGUAUUUUUUACAGCUUUUUGCAGUCUAUCCUCAUAUGAGAUCUGUUGGGAAAAAAUCGAAUGUUCAUUACCAAUUAACAUCCAAGUAAACAAGUUUCCUCAAA
Molecule: messenger RNA, 2585 nt
Organism: Hevea brasiliensis (rubber tree)
Lineage: Eukaryota; Viridiplantae; Streptophyta; Magnoliopsida; Malpighiales; Euphorbiaceae
Product: probable serine/threonine-protein kinase WNK9
Exons: 7
Coding region: 170-2353 (727 amino acids)
Biological process (GO): intracellular signal transduction; protein phosphorylation
Cellular component (GO): cytoplasm
Molecular function (GO): protein serine/threonine kinase activity; ATP binding
Source: RefSeq, a predicted model, not a curated record